UAUUUUUUUGUAGGUAUGAUUACUCUGGCUAUGGUCAGUCAACUGGAAAGCCAACUGAGUGUAAUACAUAUGCAGACAUAGAUGCAGCUUACAAGUGCCUUAAGGAAGAUUAUGGAGUUAAAGAUGAACAAUUAAUUUUUUAUGGCCAGUCUGUUGGUAGUGGACCUACGGUUGAUCUUGCUUCUCGUUUGCCCAACUUGAGAGGUGUUGUUCUACAUAGCCCAAUUUUGUCAGGCAUGAGAGUAUUAUACCCUGUCAAAAGGACGUACUGGUUUGACAUUUAUAAGAAUAUUGACAAGAUUGGAGCAGUGAACUUUCAGGUUUUGGUAAUUCAUGGGACAGCUGAUGAAGUCGUGGAUUCUUCUCAUGGCAAACAGCUAUGGGAGCUUUGCAAGCAUAGGUACGAUCCUUUAUGGGUGAAUGGAGGAGGACAUUGCAAUCUUGAGCUCUACCCGGAAUUCAUUAGGCAUUUGAAGAAAUUUGUACUGUCUCUAAACAAAUCGAAAGCAGCCACAAACGGUUCCCGAUAAUAUGGUUGAGAACUCUGGCAAUCAGACAAAACCAUCCGAUGGUGCAACUUUGGAUACUUUUAAAUUGGAUGCCGACCUUCCAGAAGUUUCUAGAAACAGCUUAGAUAGUCGACUCGAGAAGUCUAAGAAGUUGAAUAAGCCUGAGAAGUCUCGAAUGAGCACGGACCGAAUUGUCGAUAGUUUAGACGAAAAAAGGAAUCAGUUUGGUGAUUACUUGCACAAAGAACAUCAUAAAUAAGGUAUGCAGAUCUAUCUAGUUUGAGGUAACAUACUUCUUUUCCACUUAAGCUUUUGUAAUAUUUUCAGAAUGAGUGAAGAUUCUCGUAAAAUGUUAUAAUCUUUCUGUAU
Molecule: messenger RNA, 878 nt
Organism: Hibiscus syriacus
Lineage: Eukaryota; Viridiplantae; Streptophyta; Magnoliopsida; Malvales; Malvaceae
Product: alpha/beta hydrolase domain-containing protein 17B-like
Exons: 4
Coding region: 237-530 (97 amino acids)
Source: RefSeq, a predicted model, not a curated record